GAAUCAUCAACGCUUGAGAGGAUAACACACACCAGAAACCGAUAAGGGACACGAAACAGGGGAAUCCGGAGCAAAGUGCGACGCGAGCGCGCGAGGAAGCAGCAGCCAUGGCGCUCUCCCUCUCCACCUCCUUCCUCCCGACCCAAGCCGCCGCGGCGGCCACGAGGACCACCCUCCGCUCCCUCGUCCCCUCCCAGAGGAUGCGGUGCUCGAUGCGGAAGAAGGGGCUGCACCCGGAGAUCUACGAGGACGCGAAGGUGUACUGCAACGGGGAGCUGGUGCUGGUGACGGGGGGAACCAAGCCGGAGUACACGGUGGACGUGUGGUCGGGGAACCACCCCUACUACGUCGGCGACACGUCGGCGAUGGUCGUCAUGGACAGCCAGAUCGAGAAGUUCCGCAAGAAGUGGGGCCACAUCAAGGAGUACUGGCCCGAGGACCAGUGGAGGGAGAUGCACCCCGACGGCGACCCGGAGUUCGACCCGGAGGAGGAGGGAUCCGCCGGCGCCAGCUGAGCCCCCGCUUCGCCUCUCGCCUCCGCCGCCGGCCUCGCCGGUGCGGUUUCUCUUGGUUGAUUUUGGGAAUUGCGUAAAAUGGAUUAGCUCCUCUUGCUUGCGCCUCUCGUUACACGUGCAUUCGCAUUGCUCUCUAGGUGUUCGAUCGGUGUUCUCAGUGGAUACGUGUGAUCAUAUUUGUGGUAUCGAACUGUUUGUUCUCUGCCUGUACUCUUUGACAUCGAUAUAAAAUGGAGAUAUUGCAAUUUGCACACUCUGUAAUUGGACAUUUCCAA
This is a messenger RNA of Oryza sativa Japonica Group (Japanese rice), 790 nucleotides long. RefSeq lists its product as uncharacterized. Lineage: Eukaryota; Viridiplantae; Streptophyta; Magnoliopsida; Poales; Poaceae. Gene Ontology annotation, biological process: translation. The record is from RefSeq and is a predicted model, not a curated record. Gene Ontology annotation, molecular function: structural constituent of ribosome. Gene Ontology annotation, cellular component: ribosome.